GCAGAAGGACACUUUGAUGUCACCCUUUCCUGAGGCGUUCUCUUGACACCUCAUCAGUAGUAGGGAUGACCUAACAAUAGGUCUCCAGGGCGGUCAUUCCUGGGGCCCCAUUUCUCUCUGUGGCUUCGGCCCACUACUAGUCAUGGCCGGCAAGCUCUAUUGGCGAUAUAUAUACAUUGUGAGAAAUGAGAAUGGUGAGGAGAUAGCUGAGGUCCCCACCUUAGAGGCUGCCUUGGAGAUGGUGGGUGGCAACUCUAGUGGAGGUGACGCCUGCUGCGUAAUGGCACUAAAUAACGGGGGCCACCAGGUCCGUGAGGGCCAAAACAACUCUGAGGAGAGCAGUAGAGACCCGAACUCCUCUUCCUCAGAACCUCACCAAGAGGAGCCAAGGCCCUCAGCCGAGCAUGUGAUUCGGGUUCCGAGGCGCCGUUCCUCACGAAGGCGACGGCGAACCACAUUCCAGUUCACACUGGGGCAGGUUGAGGAAAUGGAAAAGAUAUUCAAAGAAACCAAGUACCCAGAUGCGCUGGCCAGGAAAGAACUUGCAAAUGCUUUGAAUGUUACUGAAGUCAAAGUGAAGGAUGGGGCUGAUUGAACAAAAGGGUAUACUGCAGGACACACCAAGGAUCCCAGUGCCACUCAAAUGAAUGAAGAGAUGUUGAAGAGGUAGGAAAGACAGAGGAGAGAUGUGGGGCUUUUGUUUGGUUGUUUCAUUGAUUUAGUUUGGCAUUUUUUACAUUUUCUUUUGGGGUAGGGACUCUGCAAGGGUGAAGGGAGGAUAUGGAGGGACUGGGAAAUGAGAAGAUGUGGGGUCCAUGAUGUGAAAUUCCCAAAAAAUCAAUAAAGAAAUUGUGUGUGG
Messenger RNA from Peromyscus maniculatus bairdii (prairie deer mouse), 859 nucleotides. The record is from RefSeq and is a predicted model, not a curated record. Lineage: Eukaryota; Metazoa; Chordata; Mammalia; Rodentia; Cricetidae.